Molecule: messenger RNA, 1566 nt
Organism: Phaeoacremonium minimum UCRPA7
Lineage: Eukaryota; Fungi; Ascomycota; Sordariomycetes; Togniniales; Togniniaceae
Product: putative wsc domain-containing protein
Exons: 2
Coding region: 1-1566 (521 amino acids)
Source: RefSeq, a predicted model, not a curated record
AUGAACUCCAAGCAGACGCUUACCAUUCUCAUUACCGCCCUCCUGGGCGUGGAGGUCAGUGCCUUCUGGCGCAUGGAGUGCCGUGGCCGUUCUGGUCUAGCCAGAAUUGACCCACUCGUGGAUAAGUCUCUCCCAGCGCAGCAUCUUCACGCCAUUCACGGUUCCAGCGGUUUCAAUGAGGCCGUCACCUAUGAAGAAUUAGUCGGCGCCGACUGCACCUCUUGUGGCGUUACGCAGGACAAGUCUGCCUACUGGGUCCCGCCCCUAUUCUUCCACGACAAUGCCACUGGCGAAUACAGCAUUGUGAACCAAGUCGGUGGUAUCUUGGCAUACUACUUUCUCAACAAGGACCCCGCUGGCGAUAGCAUCACAGGCUUCCCUAAGGACUUUCGCAUGAUCGCUGGAACCAGCUCUCGUCGAAACUAUACCGCUGGUGAUGGCAACUAUGCAACUCCUGACCCGGAGAAAUCACUUUGGGCAUCUCUGGGCCAGACUGACCAAGGAACCUUGUCGCAGCGGGCUCUCGGCUUCAACUGCUUGGAUUACUCGAAAACCCCUGAGGGUUCAUUGUACCGCCACUUCUUGCCUGACAAGGGUUACCUAGACGCGAACUGCCCGGAUGGUAUUCGAACCGAGCUCAUGUUCCCAUCCUGCUGGAAUGGCAAGGACACUGACUCUUCGGAUCACAAGUCACAUGUGGCCUACCCGGACUUGGUUAUUCAGGGCAACUGCCCUAGCGGCUUCCCGACUCGCCUACCUGGCUUGUUCUACGAAGUGAUCUGGGAUACCUAUGCCUUCAAGGACCAGGCGGGCUAUUUCACUUUCGCCAAUGGUGACCCGCUUGGCUUCGGGUACCACGGUGAUUUCAUCAUGGGUUGGGAUGAGGCUUUUCUUCAAGAGGCUGUCGAUACUUGCACCAACGAGUCCGGUAGAAUCGAAGAUUGCCCCAUUUUCACUAUCCAGGAUGAGAACACUCAGCGCCAGUGCUCCAUCGCGGUGCCAGGUAACUUGAAGUUGGAAGUGUCUUUCACUUCCCUCACCAGCCUGCCUGGUAACGUUCCCGACAACUGGGGCCCGGCUCCUGCAACGGUUAUGAACCCGACCACACCAGCGACAGUUGUUGUGCCGACGCUCACAUACGCUGCUGGCGAGACUGCUGCCGUCAACGGUAGCUACAUCCCGGGACAGAUCUUCUUUGCAUCAACCCAGACCUCGGGACCCGCGGCCGUGGGAGUGUCUUCACCGACAGAUGAUGUGGUACAUGUGGAGGCUGUGCCAGCUGCCGAUGCAACACCUACUCCGGCUCCCACUACCCCGGCGCCUUCGCCUCCUGAGACCACACCGGCGCCUGCUCCUGCUGACACGGACACCCGGAUCCCCAUCAGCACGGGCUAUGUGACUGAUGGCAACAUGGUAACUGAGAUUCUCUACUACCAGGAUGAGGUCUAUGUCACCGAGUACGAGGAUAUCACCACGACCGUGACCGUGUCCGCUGCUGUUAAGAAACGGCGCGAUAGCCGUGGUCAUCUUCAUCGUCACAGGCAUCUUCACGGACGGCCCUGGUGA